GUGACCAUGGAGAUAUGUAAACAACAGUCCGGACUAGGCGCUUAAUGGCUAAAAUAACGGAGUCAGGGGUUUCUUUGCCCAAGCUGAGAAGUUACAAAAGUUCGAAGGCCUACUACGAGAUGGUGUGGGGAUGGCUGACAGAGUGACUGUGCCAGCUCAUCAAUGACGUGUGCUUGGUGAAAGCCAAGGUACUUCCAGAGACAUGCACACACGCUGCUGAGUUGUUCUUUCUCUUCGAAGCCACAGCCAAGUCGAGGGACUUCAAAACAUAUUGGCAAUGUCGAAGAAAACAGGAUAUGGACAUCACAAAAAAGACACCUCGUUGGGCCAUCCACAGACACUCAGUCAAUCCACAUUGUACAGCAGCAAUGAUCAGCCCAGAAAACUGAACAGUUUUUCAGCGGAGACGCCCACUUACCAGAACCUGCACCGGGAGCUGCUUCUUAGUCAUAAAAGGGGCCUGAUUCUGGAGGAGAAGCCUGAAUUGAAGCGAGUGCUGGAGCAACGGCGACUGGAGCUGCACAAGGAGCAGGAGAUGGCUCAACAGCAGCCGUCGGACCUGGAGACGGAGCUCCGCAAGAGGCAGCAGAAGCUAAAAGAGUAUGAGCAGGAGGAGAUCAGGCAAAAAGAGAGCGAGCAGAAGAUACCAGAGUUUGUUCGCGUGAAGGACAACCUGAGACGCACACAGAUGUCCGAGCAGUGAGGGCCAGAACAACCUGCAACAACCUUCUCCCUGCAUGUGUCACACCCAUCUUUACAUGUCAUUGUGUUUGUUUGUUAAAGUGUGUUCAAGGAAUCACCCGCACCAGAAAACACAUUCUAGCGUUAUUCACUCUUCUGUUUGUGUUUAUUAUGGAGAUCAGGUAAAGUUAUCGCAACAUUGAAGGUUUUUUUUUUAAAUGUAUUUUUUACUGUCAUGAUGUUAUUUAUUGUUUUAAUCAUCUGUUUUUUUUUUCUUUUGUUCAGUGGCAGAGCCCUGCCUGUCCUGUGAGACAUUUCCAGGAUGUUUUGUGUCAGCGUGUCUGAACCAAACAAUGCACAUCCCUCAGUGUUACAAAUUGAAUUGUUUCUGUCUGGACUUUUGGUUUGUUUUACGUGUCCCAGAGU
This is a messenger RNA of Nerophis ophidion (straightnose pipefish), 1107 nucleotides long. RefSeq lists its product as uncharacterized. Bases 278 to 703 code for a protein of 141 amino acids. Lineage: Eukaryota; Metazoa; Chordata; Actinopteri; Syngnathiformes; Syngnathidae. The record is from RefSeq and is a predicted model, not a curated record. The transcript has 7 exons.